This is a messenger RNA of Pistacia vera, 3655 nucleotides long. RefSeq names its product serine/threonine-protein kinase Nek5. The record is from RefSeq and is a predicted model, not a curated record. Gene Ontology annotation, cellular component: cortical microtubule. The transcript is spliced from 14 exons. Gene Ontology annotation, molecular function: protein kinase activity; ATP binding. The coding region runs from base 199 to 3285 and encodes 1028 amino acids. Gene Ontology annotation, biological process: protein phosphorylation; microtubule-based process. NCBI's taxonomy places the organism in Eukaryota, Viridiplantae, Streptophyta, Magnoliopsida, Sapindales, Anacardiaceae.
UAAAAAUAAAAAGAGAAAUGAAAAGCAUUGAAUCGCAUCGGAAUUAAAAGACGAGAACCGGAAAUGUUUUAUUGACCGAAGAAUCAAAUGAUUUGAUCCAUGAUCAAAACGGUUACUUUUUUUUUUCACGCAUUGGAAGAUUUCACUUGAAGAUCCGGUGAUUAUUGUGUGAGAAAUUUGAUUAGUUCGAUUCUAGCAAUGGAGUCUCGGAUGGAUCAGUACGAGAUCAUGGAGCAGAUCGGUCGUGGCGCUUUUGGUGCGGCGAUUCUCGUGAAUCACAAGGCUGAGAAGAAGAAGUAUGUAUUGAAGAAGAUUCGGUUAGCGAGACAAACGGAGCGUUGCAGGAGAUCGGCUCAUCAAGAGAUGGCUCUUAUUGCGCGAAUUCAACACCCUUACAUUGUUGAGUUUAAAGAAGCUUGGGUUGAGAAAGGUUGCUAUGUUUGCAUUGUCACUGGAUACUGUGAAGGUGGAGACAUGGCUGAGUUGAUGAAAAAAUCAAAUGGAGUCUAUUUCCCUGAGGAGAAACUAUGCAAGUGGUUUACACAACUACUGUUAGCAGUCGAAUACCUACAUUCGAAUUUUGUUCUUCAUCGUGACUUAAAGUGUUCCAACAUUUUUCUUACCAAAGAUCAAGAUGUUCGACUUGGUGAUUUUGGACUUGCCAAGACUUUGAAGGCAGAUGACUUGGCAUCUUCAGUGGUUGGAACUCCCAAUUACAUGUGUCCUGAACUGCUUGCUGAUAUUCCUUACGGUUUCAAAUCUGAUAUUUGGUCUCUGGGGUGCUGCAUGUAUGAGAUGGCUGCUCAUCGCCCUGCUUUCAAAGCUUUUGAUAUGGCAGGGUUGAUAAGCAAGAUAAACCGUUCCUCAAUUGGCCCUUUACCUUCAUGCUAUUCGCCAUCACUGAAAACUCUUAUCAAAGGUAUGUUGAGAAAGAACCCCGAGCAUCGGCCAAGUGCAUCAGAAAUUUUAAAGCACCCAUACCUGCAGCAUUAUGUUGAUCAAUACCGUCCAUCUUUUAGUCCUCCAGCAACGUCCUCCUCAGAGAAGCCUAUUACAACUGCUCGUGAAUCUAGGAAGAAUAUGGCUGAAAGCCAGAACAGUAAUAGUUCAAGUAGUGAUAAAGACAGUCUUCUUUCAAGUGAUAGAAACACCGCAACAAUUGUGUCCAACAGUGAAAGUAAAGCCACUGACACAGAUUUAAUUUCCAUUGAUGACGAUGAUGACUCUGAGCAGCCUCCACCAAGCGAAGAAGAACAUGGCUCUGAUGUUUGCAUUGUCAAGAUGGACGAAAGAAGGGUGAUGAAACCCUCUCUUGGUGAACAGGGAUCCAAUGUCGAAUCUAAGCAGCCAAAAACCAUUAGAAGUAUAAUGAUGGCUUUGAAAGAAGGCAAAGCUAGAGAAAAUGGUUCCCCAAUGAGAGGCAAUCGCAUAAAGGCUGUAGGUGUGCCAACCCAAAGAAGUAACACAGAAGCUUCACCCAAAGUCCUGAAACCCAGUGCUGUUGCUCCUGGUUUGAAGUCUAAUGCAGAUACACCAGUGGUUGCACAAGCAAAAUUAGUAGUUGAUUCUGCGAAACGGAUGCCAGGAUCAAAUCCCUUAAAACAUCAGUUACCUGUUAUUGACUCCUCUCCCAAGACAAAACCUAGACAUGAAGGGGUUCCUCCUCCUGUUCCAGUGAAACAUGUUGAAGAUGGACUCCCUGCUAAGCCGAGGCAAAGGACUCCUCCUUCCAAUACUGUGAGACGAACUUCAUUUCUUGGAAGGAUGAGGCAAGUUGGAAUUGACUCUCCAAACACAGUGAACAACACCGUGAAACUGGCUCCAAAUGUGAUAAAUCAGGAGCCUGAGAGUAUUCCUCAUCAAGUUCCCAAUGGUCGCUUAACUCAUGUUUAUAGGGAGAGCUCACAUGAGUCCAAGAAGGCUGUUGUUGGACCUUCCAAAGCAAUGCAAACUGAUAGCAGCAAUUCUGUCUCGUCAUCAGUGUCAAUUCAUGCAUUUGAGCUUUGUGAUGAUGCCACAACUCCUUUUAUUGACAUGGCAGAACAGAUAGACGCUGAUCAUGUUACAGUAACCCACUCAGAUGCCUUAGAAUCACAUCCACGCAGCUGCUCACCUACUUCUUUGCUAUCUGAGAUGCCUGGAAAUAUGUCUGGGCAAAACCAUGAAUAUGAUCAUAAAACUGUUACAUGCUCGGAUGAAAUCUCGGGGGCUGUCUCAGAUCUUCAGAAUACAGUUACUGAUGGGCAAGUGAGCUCAAAUGCAGCCAUUCAGAGUUCUGAAGAAAUCUUUGAUUGUAAUGAGGAAACCCCUUUAAACAGGCCUUGCAGUAUGGAUGAUACACCUCUAAGCAGGCCUACUACUAUUGAUAUUACCCCAAUUGUCAGGCCUAGUUCUAUUGAUAAUAGCACUAUAAGCAGGCCUAUUGAUAUUACCUCUAUAAUAAGGCCUAAUACUGUCGACAAUACCCCUGUAAGCAGGCCUAGUAUUAUUGAUGAUACUCCUGCAAGCAAGCCCAGUAGUAGGCCUGAUAUACUGCUCCAAUCAAAUACGUCGUCUGCAUCUAAUGAUAGUGAUGAAAAAUUUUGUCUAAGGGAACUUCUAUCUUCAGUAGCAGAAAGCACUGCUUCUGUUCCCCCACCUAUUUCUCCUAGUCAAAACAGUUUGCAGCUAGAUAAAGCAACUAUUUUGCAAAGUCCAGCUAUUGAAAAGCCAGCUGCUGCGCAACGUUCUCCUGCUUUUGAUGAUGUCAUACAUGUUAUAAGGCACAGCAGUUUCCGGGUCGGGAGUGAGCAGCCGGUACUGGAAACUGUAGAGAUGGGAGUUCAAAAUGUAGAUGUUGGGAAGCUCAUAAAUGUGGUGAGGGAUGAAUUGGAAAUGAGGAACAUGACCUCCCCAGUGGCCCUGAAAUCAUCUAGUAGCUCUGACGCUGUUAGUUUGAAAUCAAGUUUUUCGGAUCAUUUAAGUAACAAGGAAAUGGAUGUAAGAAAUCCCACUUUAGUUCCAAUAUAUAAUUCUUCUGAGCAAACAAAACCAAAUUCCCCCACAAUGCAAGACGAAACACCAGCAAAGGAAAUCUUAGAUGUUAAGUCUUUCAGGCAGAGGGCAGAGGCACUUGAAGGGCUUUUAGAACUAUCAGCGGAGCUGCUGCAGCAAAAUAGAUUGGAAGAGCUUGCAGUUGUUCUGAAGCCUUUUGGUAAAGACAAGGUCUCCCCAAGGGAGACAGCUAUCUGGUUAGCAAAGAGUCUUAAAGGAAUGAUGAUUGAGGAAUGUGGACGGAGUUCAUGAAACAUCAUGUCUGGCAGUAAGCUUGUUUUUAUUUUUAGUUAAUUGAUAUUGUAAUAGUAAUUCUUAGUUUUUUGUCAUGCUUUUGCAUAUUCAAGUUCCAUUUGAAUUGUUAAACGGAACAAUCGCAUCUGUUCUUUGUCGUCUUCUCAUUUUGUAGUUCUUUUAGUGCAUUUUGUUGUACAUAGUGGCAAUACAGAUUACAUGAUCUUGUCUUUGAGCCAAAUGUAUUGAUAUGAAGUAGUAUGUGGUGUAUGUAAGUUUCAGUGAAAUUGUUAAUAAGGUGUCUCUACGGUUGUUCUUGGCUGAUUUAAAUUAGAUAAUCUCUGGAGAAAUAAAGAUAGAUUGCAUGGCUACAGCGGGAAUUUACCUU